ACUAAAUUGAAUCAAGAAAGGGAAAGAGAAGAAGGAAGUUAGGAGAAAGAAAUGGAAGCUGUAGCAGAAGGACUAUGGGGAUUAGCAGACAACGAAGAAAAACAAGGAUCCAUAGGAACAGCACUCAAAUGUCUGGAAGCAAUUUGCCAAACCCAAGUCUCAUUCUUACCAAUUAUCGAAGUCAAAACCCGUCUCCGCAUUGCCACUCUUCUUCUCAAACACACUCACAAUGUCAACGAAGCUAAGUCCCACCUCGAAAGAUCUCAAUUGCUUCUCAAAUCCAUCCCCUCUUGCUUCGAAUUGAAGUGCCGUACUUUCAGUUUGUUGAGUCAGUGUUAUCAUUUGGUGGGCGCUAUUGCUCCUCAAAAACAGACUCUUCUUAAGGCUAUUGACCUUACUAAUUCUACUUUUCCAGAGGUAUCUGUUGGAUUAUGGUCUUGUAACUUCAAUUCUCAGCUGGCUACUGCUUUGAUUAUUGAAGGGGAUUAUCACUCUGCUGUUGCUGCUUUGGAAACUGGUUUUUCUUGUGGGACUCACAUUAAUUAUCCUGAAUUACAGAUGUUCUUUGCAACUUCAGUUCUACAUGUUCAUCUUAUGCAAUGGCAUGAUAAUAGUUUAGUUCAGUCUGCUCUUCAUAGAUGUGAUCAUCUCUGGGAUUCUUUGGGUCCUGAAAAACGAGAGAAAUGCUUAGGUUUGAUGUUUUACAAUGAGCUCCUUCACAUUUUCUAUCAACUUCGUACUUGUGAUUUCAAGAAUGCUACUCAACACGUCGACAAGUUGGAUGCUGCUAUGAAGGCUGACUUACAGAAAACGCGUGAAAUUCAGCGUCUAAACAAUGAACUUAGCGCCUUAAAUCAAAGUCUCUCUAGGCCUGGCCUAUCCAGCAGAGACAGGUCAUUAUUGUCUAUGAAGCAUAGUCAAAUUCAACAGCAGCUUACAAACAUGACUAUAUCCACAUCAUUUGCUGAGCAGUCGCUGGAACCUGCAUAUUUCGGAAAUGCAAGUCGGGCAUCACAAGAUAAGCUAAUUCUGGCACCACCUCCUAUUGAUGGGGAGUGGUUGCCAAAAAGUGCUGUCUAUGCUCUAGUUGAUCUUAUGCUGGUUAUAUUUGGCCGUCCAAGGGGGGUUUUUAAAGAGUGUGCAAAGCGCAUUCAAUCUGGAAUGCAAACAAUCCAAGCGGAACUAGUAAAGCUUGGAAUAAGAGACGGUGUUAGAGAAGUGGAUUUGCGGCACUCUGCUAUCUGGAUGGCUGGUGUCUAUUUAAUGCUUUUAAUGCAAUUUCUUGAAAACAAAGUGGCUGUGGAGCUCACACGGACUGAAUUUGUUGAAGCACAAGAGGCAUUGGUACAAAUGAAGGAUUGGUUCCUUCGCUUUCCAACAAUUUUACAGGCGUGUGAGAGUAUUAUUGAGAUGCUAAGAGGGCAGUAUGCUCAUUGUGUUGGGUGUUAUAAUGAAGCAGCUUUUCAUUAUAUUGAAGCAGCUAAACUAACAGAGAGCAAAUCAAUGCAAGCUAUGUGCCAAAUUUAUGCAGCUGUGUCUUACUUUUGCAUAGGUGACGCUGAAUCGUCGUCACAGGCACUUGAUUUGAUCAGACCAAUUUAUAGAAUGAAGGAUUCAUUUGUUGGAGUUCGAGAGCAAGCAGGUGUCCUUUUUGCUUAUGGCCUUUUGUUGAUGAGGCAAGAUGAAUAUGAAGAAGCACGUGCUCGGCUUGCUAAAGGCUUGCAGAUUGCCCAUAAUAGCAUGGGAAACCUUCAACUUAUUGCUCAGUUCUUGACCAUCCUUGGACAUCUGGCUCUUGCCUUGCAUGAUACUGUACAAGCCAGAGAGAUUUUGAGAUCCUCCCUCACGCUAGCAAAGAAGCUUUCUGACAUCCCAACCCAGAUUUGGGUGCUAUCUGUUCUGACAGAUUUAUAUAAAGGAUUAGGUGAGGUUGGAAACGAAAUGGAGAAUGAGGAAUUUCGAAAGAAAAAGUCCGAUGAACUGCAAAAGAAACUUUCUGAUGCUCAUUCAUCCAUUCAUCACAUUGAAUUGAUUGACAUGGCAAGACUUGAAGUUAAGCAAUUUCAUGAGUUUGAUGUCAAGCGUGCCAUGGCAAAUGAGUCCAUGAAAGUCGAUUUAGACAUUCCAGAAUCUGUUGGUAUAUCUACUCCAUUACCAACUUCUUCAUCUAGACUACUUGAUUUGGAUACUCGAAGACGUGGGAAGAGAAGAAUUUAGGAUCUAACUUUCUAGGCUUCUGUUUAUAUAUAUAUAUAUUUUGGCUGAUAAAGCGGAAUGUAGGGCACUUUAGGCUUGUUCAAGACCAAUGCCAGCACUGUAGCCGAUCUAGACAUUUCUGGCUAGAGACGGUUUCCUUGCACUAUUUCUCCACACUGAAUGUGUUCGGCCUCACCCUCUGCUGUUAUUGUCAAAUGCAAAUCAUGAGGACGUAUGGCAAGAGGUUGAUGCUGAUGUGUGUACAACUUUGGACCGGAUGAUCGAGUUUGAAGUCAUUUUGUUGUGAAAAGUGGCCAUUGUAAACUAUAUUGAAUUGCUAAUGCUACAGCUGCUUAGACAGAAUAGAUGUUCCAUGUAAUGUAAUCAGUAAAAUUAAUUAAUCUUUACAGAAUGUAGUAGUUGUACAUUAACAA
This is a messenger RNA of Mercurialis annua (annual mercury), 2630 nucleotides long. RefSeq names its product sister chromatid cohesion protein SCC4. The transcript is spliced from 12 exons. NCBI's taxonomy places the organism in Eukaryota, Viridiplantae, Streptophyta, Magnoliopsida, Malpighiales, Euphorbiaceae. Gene Ontology annotation, molecular function: protein binding; double-stranded DNA binding. The record is from RefSeq and is a predicted model, not a curated record. The coding region runs from base 52 to 2217 and encodes 721 amino acids. Gene Ontology annotation, biological process: mitotic sister chromatid cohesion; maintenance of mitotic sister chromatid cohesion. Gene Ontology annotation, cellular component: chromatin; SMC loading complex.